GAUGGUGAGGACCCCUCCCCAGACAUGCAGCCCGAGGGCUCCCCCCAGGCCGGGCCACCCACACGGCCUAACCGGGGUGCUGGGGGAGAGCCCCGUGGCACUCACCCUCAUCUCCCCUCCUCAGGGAAUAUUCUUAGCAGCUUCUGCCGGCAGUCCCCUUCGUCCAUGUCCAGGUCCAUCCUGGAGGCCCUGACGCUCUCCACUGCCAUGAGGUGUGCCCCCCACGACGGUUGCUCCCUGCUCCUGCGUGUGCAGGCCUCCCUCACGCUGCACGAGAGCCUGCGGGGCCUGGAGGCCUGCUCCAUGAGCCUCGACACCCAGGAGACCCAGUGUCAGAGCGUGCGGGUCUCAAGGGCCUCCCACCGACUACGUGUGGGGCAGCAGCUCCAGGUGCACUUUGAAUGCUUCGAAGUAAGCGUGGCCCAGAGCCUCUACGUCACCCUGAGGACAGUGCCCCACUUCUGUGGGGUCUGGCUGGACCAACAAUACCACGUGGAAGCCGGGAAGUUCUCCUACUGGGUAGACCGCGGCCGCAAGGUCAUUCUGGUACAGGUGCCCGAGGCUCGCGCGGACUCCGACUACUACGUGCGGCUCUGCCUCAAGUGGUUCACCUGUGAGGACAUGGGUGCCCCAGUGCGGGUGACGGUGAACAGGGUCUCCAGCGCCGUCUCUCUGCCCUACAGCCGAGAGCUGCCGUGCCUGUGCCUUGAGGGCUGGUCUGCGACCCCUGACGCAGUGCGGAUGCAGGCCUGUCCCUUCGAAAAUGACACAGAGGCACUGUGGGACGCCAUCCGCUACCACCCCGGAAGCCAGGCACUGAGCUGGGAGCCCGCCUGUCCCGUGAGCGGCCACGUGAGCCUGUGCUGGCGCCCGGAGCCAGGGGCCCUCUGCCACGAGCUGGAGCACUCCGGCCGGUCGGCACGGGGCAGGGUGCAGUACCCGCUGGUGGACACACAGCCCCAGCUCUGCCUGAAGUUCUCCACCGGCCGGGGCUUCUGGGUGAGGUGCCCUUUCGAACGACUAGGCUUCCCAGCCUGGAAGAUGACUGUCCGGCCAGCCGCGUCUCAGGGCCACCUCCGAGUCACCUUCUUCUCGCCCAGCGCUGCCAGCUUCAAGGUGCACCUGUGUCACCAAAGGAAGAUGUGGCCCCCUGCCUGCCACCCAGCGAUCCGGGCCACGCCUCUCCCUCCAGCCUCAGUGAGCCAGGCGGGGUGGGCGCCUUCCUGGGGAAGGUGGUUGACCCCUUGGCUUCCCUGGAGACCGCCCGGUGUGGAGGGGUGCGGGGCUGCUCUGCUGUGUGUGACACCUGUGUCACUGUGCCACAGCGACACACUACGGCCGGUCUUGCCCCCCACCCCCACUUCCCACGACCUGCCCCUCUCCCAACCCAGGGUGGCUUCAUGGCUGACUCCGCGGUUGCCUUCGUGGACAUCCCCAGGGACGAGGCUUGUGCCCCCAGCACCUGCAUCCAGGUGGGUGGGCUGGAGGACCGAUGUGCACUUCUCCACCCCCCAGCAGCUGUGUGAUCUUCAAUGCAGUGAGUGCCGGGCCUGGGCCUCGACCCCGGGGGUGCGGGGGCAGUGGACGCUCACGGGCCGCAGGAGGCCGGGGCUGGACCCCAUCCGCAGCUCAGAGCCGGUCGCUGGCUCUCACUCUCAGGGCGGGGGUAGUGUGCGCUGCUCGGGAGACCGGGCGCCAGUGGGGGACAGAGGGGCCACCUGCCUUGGAGUCAGGCCAGGCUUCUGA
This is a messenger RNA of Panthera uncia (snow leopard), 1746 nucleotides long. It is a transcript of the gene IL17REL, whose product is annotated as interleukin 17 receptor E like. Lineage: Eukaryota; Metazoa; Chordata; Mammalia; Carnivora; Felidae. The record is from RefSeq and is a predicted model, not a curated record. The transcript is spliced from 11 exons. The coding region runs from base 25 to 1746 and encodes 573 amino acids. Gene Ontology annotation, molecular function: interleukin-17 receptor activity.